GAGUUUCAGGUAGCUCUCCGGGAGAGGGGAAAAAGCAAACCGGAGAGAGGAUUCGAGACUCGCCGCCGACGGUACGAUCUUCACUCCACACGUCGGUCGGCGUUCUCGGUGAAAAGCUCCCCAGUGGCUUCACUGUUCUGGCGAUCGAGUUAACGUCGGUUGGGAAAGACCGGGGAAUCGCCGGAGACGCGCCGAUCCGUACCCCGAGCUUCCACCUCGCCGGAGAGGUGGGCGGCGAGGAGAUGAGCUUCGAUGAUCAGGACCGCAAGAGGAGGAGACGAGCUGGUGGCAAAGCGAAGCAAAUGAUCGAGCGAGUUGACUCGGAGGAGAAGGGGAAGAAGGAGGGAAAUAAAUUCGAGAGGAAGCUUGUGAAGUUCAAGGAUCUGCCGGAGUAUAUGAAGGACAAUGAGUACAUAUUGGAUUAUUACCGGUGCGAGUGGCCAUUGAAGGACGCGAUCCUCAGCCUCUUCUCAUGGCACAACGAGACAUUGAACGUCUGGACGCAUUUAGGAGGGUUUUUCAUAUUCGUGACGCUGACGGCGAUGAGCUUGACGGAGAAGACGGGAAUCAGAGGCAUACUUAGAAGCUUCACAAGGGGCACAGUUCCGGCGCCGUUGAUGACGAUGAUCAAGGACAUGAACGUCUCCUCAGCCAAUGUGCUCAACGAUUCACACUCGAGACAGAUGCAUCACCCAUCAAUCCUGCAUCUAAAUGAGAACGAGGGUGACAACAUUCCCGGGUGGCCUUGGUACGUGUUCCUCGCUGGAGCAAUGACCUGCCUCAUCUGCAGCUCUCUAUCGCACCUUCUCGCGUCUCACUCGAAGCGGUUCCACCACUUCUUCUGGCGGCUCGACUAUGCCGGAAUCUCUGUCAUGAUUGUCUCUUCCUUCUUCGCUCCAAUCUACUACGCCUUCUUCUGCCACCCUCACUCCCGCUUCUUCUAUCUCUCCACCAUCUCCAUCCUUGGAGUCCUCGUUGUGUUCACCCUCCUCUCCCCGGCUCUCUCCACCCCUAAAUUCCGCACCUUCAGGGCCAGGCUUUUCCUCGCAAUGGGCUUCUCAGGUGUCAUCCCUGCUGCUCACGCAGUGGUCGCCCACUGGCAGGACCCCCAGAUAUUUGUAGCCCUGGGGUACGAGCUUCUGAUGGGCCUGUUGUAUGCUGCUGGGGCAGGAUUUUAUGUCAGCAGGGUGCCCGAGAAAUGGAGGCCGGGGGCCUUUGAUAUCGCCGGGCACAGCCACCAAAUCUUCCACGUGUUCGUUGUCGGGGGAGCACUGGCCCAUUGUGCUGCCACAUUGGUGGUUCUCGAUUUUCGGCUGAGAUCACCCGUGUGCGCGCCUUACUAGUACAAAGUGGACUGGACAGUCUUUUCACAGACUCAAAAUUCUUCUCCAAUGAUUUGUGCUAUAUUGCACCUGUGUUGUAGUAAUCUGAAACAAUAGAACCAUCUCUGGUGGUAGGGAAGGGCGGACAUGAGAGCAGUUUUGAUUUCUCUCGAAACCAAGUUCAUUGUCACUCAUAUACAAAUCUGCUUUUACGAGUGCGGCAAAUUAAGAUUGAAACUGAUACAGAUCAAGAUUGAUCGAAAA
This is a messenger RNA of Punica granatum (pomegranate), 1586 nucleotides long. The record is from RefSeq and is a predicted model, not a curated record. NCBI's taxonomy places the organism in Eukaryota, Viridiplantae, Streptophyta, Magnoliopsida, Myrtales, Lythraceae.